Molecule: messenger RNA, 1338 nt
Organism: Batrachochytrium dendrobatidis JAM81
Lineage: Eukaryota; Fungi; Chytridiomycota; Chytridiomycetes; Rhizophydiales
Exons: 2
Coding region: 1-1338 (445 amino acids)
Source: RefSeq, a predicted model, not a curated record
AUGGGUCGUCCGUUUGUGUUGGAUUGGGUUACGUCGGUUUACGAUUCUUUAGACUCGCAUAGCGAGUCUGUAUUACCAACUGGUUCCCAACAAGGUUCCCGAGAGGGAACCCAACCAGGUUUUCAACAAGGUUUUCAACAAGGUUCCCAACUGGGUUUUCAAGAGGGAUCCCAAGAGGGAUCCCAAAGUUUUCAACAAGGAUCCCUAUCGGGAUCCGAAUCCUUUCCUACUCACAUCUGGUCUGACAACUCCAACCAUCCCAUCUACUCACCUCCUCCUCAUAAUCUAACUUCCAUUCGUCAUCUCUUAUCUGAAACUCGAAAUCUCACCGUGGUCGACUUUAAAAUGUAUAUUCAUCUAUUACUCGGUCGCAUGACCAUGUCUGCUAAAGAAGCCAUCACUGAAUUAUUAUGGUCAACUCUAUCCCCACAUCAACAACAGUUGUUUGCAUUGCCUUACUUUGGAAAUCGUUGGUCUGAUGAUGAAAUCUUACAAGGUUUGCAAUCACCUUGGUUAUCCAGAACUCAACAAAUGCAUUCUAAUCGCGAAUUGGCUCGAGUGGCUGCUACAUCUCGUCGAGGCUUGGAUCCCACUUCUCAUGAUUCGACUGCUUUAAAUUCACAACCUGCUCGUUCUUUUUCUGGCUCUGUCACUUCCUUCUUGAGAGACGUGUCCAUAUCUGAUAGACCUCCUCCGCGUCCAUAUGUACAAGUACCAACUUUCAGCUCUGCUGAAUCUACAGUUCGUCAUGCUGCUAUGCGUAAUGUGUCCCCAACUUCCCCAUCACGCUCUGCACCAGCUACCAACACUACCAGUCAAAACAUAUCGACCUUCCUCUCUCCAUCUGAUCCCCCCUUUUUACCUUUUAAUCGUCUAGAUAUAGGUAGAUCACGUUCCAUGGCUCUUGAAGAUCAAGUCUUUGCUGUGUUGAUCGAAGCCAUUGUUCGCGCUGAACGCGCUGAUAGAGCAAAUGCUACCACCUCAACUGCAAAUCCUUCCACUCUUGCCAGAUUGCCUUCUGCUACUUCUCCCUCUACCCAACCAAGAGAAACUGACCCUUUGAAUUCACUCUCUGUAUAUGGUAUGCAACAUCCAAGACUACCCUCUGCAACUCCCCCCAUCACUCCCGUUGCCGGUCUGAUCCCUGGUCAGAUUCUACCUACUGCCAUACCCUCACUGUCUUCACUGGUUCCAAGAGUAUUACAGGAUACUUCCAUCGUAAUACGUCCAUUAACUCGUACCCCUUUGACUGCACCCUUGGCUUCUGCCUCAUCAACCUCUCCCAUCGCAUCAAAUAGAUCGACCGAUGUGGAUUCAUCUGAAAUUAUCAGGCUAUAA